GGCCCUGGCCCCGCCCCUACGCUAGGCCCCGCCCCCUCAGGUUGAUGGCAGCGGCAGCUGGGGCUGCGGCAGCGCCGGGCCCUGGAAAGCCGCAGGCAGUGGCCGGAGCGCGGAACCGGACGCCCGGGUCUCAGACGCUGCGGACACCCAGAGAGGCGGCUCCUUCGUUCUGACGCCUUCCUCGGCCCCCAGCGCACUCGGGUCCCCUUCACAGAGGAGUCGCAGCGUGAGCACCCCGCAGCCCGCUCAGGACCAGCUCACAGGACUAAGGACCAAAGGCAUUUCUGGGCACUAAGAUCCUACCUCUGCCCGCAGCUAUGAGCAGACGUGUGGUUCGGCAAAGCAAGUUCCGCCAUGUGUUUGGGCAGGCAGCAAAGGCCGACCAGGCCUAUGAGGACAUCCGUGUGUCCAAGGUCACAUGGGACAGCUCCUUCUGUGCUGUCAAUCCUAAAUUCCUGGCCAUUAUUGUGGAGGCUGGAGGCGGGGGUGCCUUCAUCGUCCUGCCUCUGGCCAAGACAGGGCGAGUGGAUAAGAACUUCCCACUGGUCACUGGGCACACUGCUCCUGUGCUGGAUAUUGACUGGUGUCCACACAAUGACAACGUCAUCGCCAGUGCCUCAGAUGACACCACCGUCAUGGUGUGGCAGAUUCCAGACUAUACCCCCAUGCGCAACAUUACGGAACCUAUCAUCACACUUGAGGGCCACUCCAAGCGUGUGGGCAUCCUCUCCUGGCACCCUACUGCCAGGAAUGUCCUGCUCAGUGCAGGUGGUGACAAUGUGAUCAUCAUGUGGAAUGUGGGCACUGGGGAGGUGCUGCUGAGCCUGGAUGAUAUGCACCCAGACGUCAUCCACAGUGUGUGCUGGAACAGCAACGGUAGCCUGCUAGCCACCACCUGCAAGGACAAGACCUUGCGCAUCAUUGACCCCCGAAAAGGCCAAGUGGUGGCGGAGCGAGCCCGGCCUCACGAGGGCGCCCGCCCGCUGCGGGCUGUCUUCACCGCAGACGGGAAGCUGCUCAGCACUGGCUUCAGCAGGAUGAGUGAGCGGCAACUCGCGCUCUGGGACCCGGAGAGGUUUGCGGCCCACGAGGGGAUGAGGCCCAUGCGGGCCAUCUUCACACGCCAGGGCCAUAUCUUCACCACGGGCUUCACCCGCAUGAGCCAGCGAGAGCUGGGCCUGUGGGACCCGAACAAUUUCGAGGAGCCAGUGGCACUGCAGGAGAUGGACACGAGCAACGGGGUCCUACUGCCCUUUUACGAUCCUGACUCCAGCAUCGUCUACCUUUGUGGCAAGGGCGACAGCAGCAUUCGGUACUUUGAGAUUACCGAAGAGCCGCCUUUUGUCCACUACCUGAACACGUUCAGCAGCAAAGAGCCGCAGCGGGGCAUGGGUUUCAUGCCCAAGAGGGGACUGGAUGUCAGCAAGUGUGAGAUCGCCCGGUUCUACAAGCUGCACGAAAGAAAGUGUGAGCCUAUCAUCAUGACUGUGCCCCGCAAGUCAGACCUGUUCCAGGACGAUCUGUACCCGGAUACACCAGGCCCGGAGCCAGCCCUAGAAGCGGACGAAUGGCUAGCCGGCCAGGACGCCGAACCUGUGCUCAUUUCGCUGAGGGACGGCUACGUGCCCCCUAAGCAUCGCGAGCUCCGGGUCACUAAACGCAACAUCUUGGACGUGCGCCUGCCCUCCGGCCCCCGCCGCAGCCAGUCGGCUAGCGACGCCCCCUUGUCGCAGCAGCACACCCUGGAGACGCUGCUGGAGGAGAUCAAGGCCCUCCGCGAGCAAGUGCAGGCCCAGGAGCAGCGCAUCACGGCUCUGGAGAACAUGCUGUGCGAGCUGGUGGACGGCACUGACUAGCUCCGCGCGCGCCAGGCAGGCAGAGCAGGGCAGGGCGGGGCGCACAAGCUCGGCCCCGCCCCGGCUUGUGGUCCGGGAUUCCCGACCCCACCUUUCUGGGCUGGGGCCGGGGGCGUGACUGGGAAGGAAACUCCGCCCCUCACGGGACUCUGGGAGCGUAGGGGAGACCCACCUCGUCUGGGACUCGGCUGGAGCUGGCCUAGGGAGGCCUGGGGUCACCGGGGGUUGCUCAGCAAUGGUGCUGCACGACGAGGUGGUGCCACCCCCUUUGUUCUCCGCCCAGGGAAGGGACAGUGCUUAGUAUUAGGGUGAUGCUUGGGGAUAUUGGGGAACCUGAGCUUGACCUCAAUGGGUGGCGAUUCAUUGGGUCCCCCAGGCUGGGGAAAAUGACAGCGCGUCUCCUAAUCAGCUCACUGAAUUCCAUCACCCUGAGCGGUAAACCAGAUGGGCGUCACCCCAGUUCUGCAGACACAUACACAACCCCUUUGCUGCAGAGCCGGACCCAGUGGCUACACCCACAGAGGUCUAUGGUAGAGAGCUCUCUCCUUUCCACCGACAAGGGGCGAGGGCGGCUUCCUCUAGGCAGCCCCCGCGGAGAAAUCUCGAGAGAACUGGCAUGAUGAACUAGGUUCAUCUCACACACACACACUGCCCCCACCCCUCUGCCGUUGCCUUGACUCUCAGAAAAACAAGACGUACUGAAUGAAACACUUUACCAAGCUUCGGUCUCUGCCUCCUGCAUGAGUGGGGGUGAGGGGAAUGAGGACCCCCCCAGCCUCUACAAAUGCCACCCCCAGGCUCCUGGGCUCAGGAGCCACCAGGCAGCCUCUUACCCUAGAGCUCUCCCCACUCUGAGGUUCAGAAGGACCCCAACCUGCACCAUAGGUGGUCCCCCAGUAAAGUCAGGUAGGAAAAGCC
Messenger RNA from Callithrix jacchus (white-tufted-ear marmoset), 2774 nucleotides. It is a transcript of the gene CORO6, whose product is annotated as coronin 6. Gene Ontology annotation, biological process: actin filament organization; cell migration. The record is from RefSeq and is a predicted model, not a curated record. Lineage: Eukaryota; Metazoa; Chordata; Mammalia; Primates; Cebidae. Gene Ontology annotation, molecular function: actin filament binding.